Messenger RNA from Saccoglossus kowalevskii, 996 nucleotides. RefSeq names its product putative caffeoyl-CoA O-methyltransferase 2. The record is from RefSeq and is a predicted model, not a curated record. Gene Ontology annotation, molecular function: O-methyltransferase activity; S-adenosylmethionine-dependent methyltransferase activity. NCBI's taxonomy places the organism in Eukaryota, Metazoa, Hemichordata, Enteropneusta, Harrimaniidae.
UGAUUCUUACUCACUGUUUACUCUCUGUAUACACUGCACAUCGACAGCCUAGUACAACAUGCUUCUUGACAACAAAGGUCUAGUCUUCGCGGGUACUGUCUCAAUUGGAGUCGCUAUUGGUGUGGGUUAUAUAGCAGGUUAUAAAUAUGCUGACAAGAUGCGACCACCAGUGAGUGUAUUCAAGGAAAGCUAUUUGGCUGAAGAUAACCCUAUAUUGAAUUAUGUGAUUGAUCAUUCUCUGAGAGAACCAGUCAUACUCAAAGACCUACGUGAGACAACAGUGAGCACAUUCAGUAUGAAUAGAAUGCUAAUUGCUCCAGAAGAAGCACAGUUUUUUAGAAUAUUAUUGAAAAUGCUAGAUGCCAAAAAAGUUAUUGAAAUUGGCGUGUUUACCGGAUACAACACUUUGAGUAUGGCGCUAACAUUGCCAGAUGAUGGCAAAGUGAUUGCAUGUGAUGUUUGUGAAAAGUUUACUAACUUUGCAGAACAGUAUUGGAGCAAAUCGGAGAUCAACCAUAAAAUUGAUUUAAGAUUACAACCUGCACUGAAGACUCUAGAUUCCUUGAUUGAAGCCGGCGAAAGUGGCACAUAUGAUUUUAUAUUUAUUGAUGCUGACAAGGAUAAUUAUAGUAAUUACUAUGAUAGAGCUUAUACCUUAUUGAGGAAAGGUGGCAUAAUAGCCAUAGAUAAUGUGAUAUGGAAAGGCAAAGUGGCCGAUAAAAUGGAGACAGAUAUCGCAACCACAGCCAUAAGAGCAUGUACUGAUAAAAUAUAUAGUGACCAGAAUGUAGAUAUCAGUAUGCUUACAUUAGGAGAUGGUGUAAUGUUAGCAAUGAAGAAAUAAGUGCACACUGGCAAUAUCGUUUUCUAAGAUACAAGAUUAUUUUUAAAAGCUAAAUAACAGUUGUAUUGUUACAUAAUCAUGUAUUCAAAUAUUACUAUAUAGCGCAUAACAGACGAAACAAAUAAAUAUGAAACACAACACUAUUGUUCGAA